UGUUUAUUUCCUCAAAGAACCAGCUUUUAGAUUUAUUGAUCUUUGCUAUUGUUUUAUUGUUUCUAUUUCAUUUAUUUCUGCUCUGAUCUUUAUGAUUUCUUUCCUUCUGCUAACUUUGGGUUUUGUUUGUUCUUCUUUCUCUAGUUCCUUUAGGUGUAAGGUUAGAUUGUUUAUUUGAGAUUUUUCUUGUUUUUGAGGUAGGCUUGUAUAGCUAUAAACUUCCCUCUUAGAACUGCUUUAGUUGCAUCCCAUGGGUUUUGGAUCAUCGUGUUUUCACUGUCAAUUGUCUCUAGGUAUUUUUUGAUUUCCUCUUUGAUUUCUUCAGUGAUCUCUUGGUUAUUUAGUAACGUAGUGUUUAGCCUCCAUGUGUUUGUGUUUUUUAUGUUUUUUUCCUUGUAAUUGAUUUCUAAUCUCAUAGCAUUGUCAUCAGAAAAGAUGCUUGAUAUGAUUUCAGUUUUCUUAAAUUUACUGAGGCUUGAUUUGUGACCCAAGAUGUGAUCUAUCCUGGAGAAUGUUCUGUGCGCACUUAAGAAGAAAGUGUAAUCUGCUGUUUUGGAUGGAAUGUCCUAUAAAUAUCAAUUAAAUCUAUCUGGUCUAUUAUGUCAUUUAAAGCUUGUGUUUCCUUGUUAAUUUUCUCUCUGGAUGAUCUGUCCAUUGGUGUAAGUGAGGUGUUAAAAUCCCCCAGUAUUAUCGUGUUACUAUCGAUUUCCCCGUUUAUAGCUGUUAGCAGUUGCCUUAUGUAUUGAGGUGCUCCUAUAUUGUGUGCAUAUAUAUUUAGAAUUGUUAUAUGUUCUUCUUGGAUUGAUCCCUUGAUCAUUAUGUAGUGUCCUUCCUUGUCUCUUUUAACAUUCUUUAUUUUAAAGUCUAUUUUAUCUGCUAUGAGUAUUGCUACUCCAGCUUUCUCUUGAUAUCCAUUUGCAUGGGAUAUCUUUUUCCAUCCCUUUACUUUCAGUCUGCAUGUGUCCCUAGGUCUGAAGUGGGUCUCUUGUAGACAGCAUAUAUAUGGGUCUUGUUUUUGUAUCCAUUCAGCAAGCCUGUGUCUUUUGGUUGGAGCAUUUAACCCAUUCACGUUUAAGGUAAUUAUCAAUAUGUAUGUUCCUAUUACAAUUUUCUUAAUUGUUUUGGGUUUGUUUUUGUAGAUCCUUUUCUUCUCUUGUGUUUCCCACUUAGAGAAGUUAGCAUUUGUUGUAGAGCUGGUUUGGUGAUGCUGAUUCUCUUAGCUUGUGCUUGUCUGUAAAACUUUUGAUUUCUCCAUCGAAUCUGAAUGAGAUCCUUGCUGGGUAGAGUAAUCUUGGUUGUAGGUUCUUCCCUUUCAUUACUUUAAGUAUAUCAUGCCAUUCCCUUCUGGGUUGUAGAGUUUCUGCUGAGAAAUCAGCUGUUAACCUUAUGGGAGUUCCCUUGUAUGUUAUUUGUCAUUUUUCCCUUGCUGCUUUCAGUAAUUUUUCUUUGUCUUUAAUUUUUGCCAAUUUGAUUACUAUGUGUCUCGGCGUGUUUCUUCUUGGGUUUAUCCUGUAUGGGACUCGCUGCGUUUCCUGGACUUGGGUGGCUAUUUCCUUUCCCGUGUUAGGGAAGUUUUCGAGUAUAAUCUCUUCAUAUAUUUUCUCUGGUCCUUUCUCUCUCUCUCCUCCUUCUGGGACUGCUGUAAUGCAAAUGUUGUUGCGUUUAAUGUUGUCCCAGAGGUCUCUUAGGUUGUCUUCAUUUCUUUUCAUUCUUUUUUCUUUAUUCUGUUCUGCAGCAGUGAAUUCCACUAUUCUGUCUUCCAGGUGUCUUAUCCAUUCUUCUGCCUCAGUUAUUCUGCUAUUGAUUCCUUCUGUUUGUUUGUUCUUUAAUUCUUCUAGGUCUUUGUUAAACAUUUGUUGCAUCUUGUCAAUCUUUGACUCCAUUCUUUUUCCGAGGUCCUGGAUCAUCUUCACUAUCAUUAUUCUGAAUUAUUUUUCUGGAAGGUUGCCUAUCUCCAUUUCAUUUAGUUGUUUUUCUGGGGUUUUAUCUUGUUCCUUCAUCUGGUACGUAGCCCUCUGCCUUUUCAUCUUGUCUGUCUUUCUGUGAAUGUGGUUUUUGUUCCACAGGCUGAAGGAUUGUAGUUCUUCUUGCUUCUGCUGUCUGCCCUCUGGUGGAUUAGGCUAUCUAAGAAGCUUGUGCAAGUUUCCUGAUGGGAGGAGCUGGUGGUGGGUAGAGCUGGCUGUUGCUCUGGUGGGCAGAGCUCAGUAAAACUUUAAUCCUCUUGUCUGCUGAUGGGUGGGGCUGGGUUCCCUCCCUGUUGGUUGUUUUGCCUGAGGCGACCCAAUGCUGGAGCCUACUCGGGCUCUUUGUUGGGGCUAAUGGUGGACCCUGGGAGGCCAUGCCAAGGAAUACUUCCCAGAACUUCUGCUGCCAGUGUCUUUGUCCUUACGGUGAGACAAAGCCACCCCUUGCCUCUACAGCUGACCCUCCAACACUAUCAGGUUCUGGGACUGCUGGUAUGGACACUGAUCGCUGGAACUGAGUACUUCCGGGUCCCUGCGUUUGGCUGGGUCAUGUUUGUAGCUGUGUUUUACUGGGUCCUCACUGUCUUCUUCCUCAUCAUCUACAUAACGAUGACCUACACCAGGAUUCCCCAGGGUCUGUGCUUUAAUGGCAGUGCCUUCGUCUUAUACCUCUCAGCCGCUAUUGUGGAUGCGUCUUCUGUCUCCCCGGAGAGGGACAGUCACAACUUCAACAGCUGGGCAGCCUCGUCGUUCUUCGCCUUCCUGGUCACCAUCUGCUAUGCUGGAAACACAUAUUUCAGUUUUAUAGCUUGGAGAUCCAGGACCAUACAGUGAUUCGCCAUUUUGAGAAUUAAAAGGGAAAAAAAAAAGGAAGAAUCUCACUGUAAAAACAGCUGUAGGUAUAAUGUAUAUUUCCAGAGAAUUGUAUUUAACUAAUGUUUUUAUAUACUUAGUUAAAUUUGCUCACAGUGGUUUGUUAUAAUUAAACUGGAUACUUAUUUGCAAAGUGCUGUAGCUUAUAAUGAAUCUUAAAUAUCUUGUUGAUGUCUUCAUAGACCUUAUUUUCUUAGGCAAUGUAUUAGAAAUAGAUAAAUUGCUAAUAUUAAGAAUGCAUCAAGUUUGUAAACCUAACUUUUAAAAAUGCCAGAUUCUUUUUUCAUUAAAUGUUUUGCAAUCC
Messenger RNA from Orcinus orca (killer whale), 3141 nucleotides. It is a transcript of the gene CMTM8, whose product is annotated as CKLF like MARVEL transmembrane domain containing 8. Gene Ontology annotation, biological process: myelination. Lineage: Eukaryota; Metazoa; Chordata; Mammalia; Artiodactyla; Delphinidae. The record is from RefSeq and is a predicted model, not a curated record. The transcript has 4 exons. Gene Ontology annotation, molecular function: structural constituent of myelin sheath. The coding region runs from base 2232 to 2798 and encodes 188 amino acids. Gene Ontology annotation, cellular component: membrane.